AUGAUAUCAUUUGAAAAGUAUUUCGAUAUAAAACCAUUUGUAAUGAUGUUCACAAAGAAAGCAUACCUAAGCGCGUGUUUCGGUAGUUUUGUUGAUCAGUCUCUCAAAGACCGAUUGGCAAACGCUUUUGACAAACUGUUUGUCGCCAACAAAACUCAUCGAUCAUUGAUAGCACAGAUAUAUAGAAAAUGUGAUCAUUUUAUGACCGGAAAAUCCGUAGACAUCCGAGUGAUCGGCGAAAUCGGUACUAUUGUCGAUGAGAUUCUCAGAAAACGUAAAACUAAUAGUUGUAAAAACUCUUUAUUGUUUAUGCUAUCGGACGCCAAUCGGGACAUUGAUAAAAAUCAACGAUUGACAAAUAAGCAGAUCAUCGACAGUGUCAUAAUGAUAGCCAUUAUUGGCUAUCAGACAUCAGUGGUCAGUAUUUUACAUUUGAUCCAUUGCCUGGCCAUCAAUCAGGGCGUUCAGCAAAAACUCAUCAAAGAAAUUGACAAAUAUUUUGACAACAAUAACAACGAUGAUAAAAAUGAUGUGAUUACCAAUAAUGUCAAAACUAAUAAUAAGAAAAAUGAUAACAAUAUAAGUGAUGACAACGAUGAGGGACAGGGAGUUACUGAUAAAAUUGAAUCUAUGCCUUACUUAGAUGCCUGUAUCAAUGAAACUAUAAGACAGUAUCCACCCGUUUCACUAAUUAAACGUCGGGUCAUCAAAGAGUUAACACUUGACUGUUUGAAUUUACCAAAAGAUUGUCACCUAAUGAUACCGGUAUUGGCAAUGCAUAAAAGUGCCGAUAAUUAUGCCGAACCAAAUCAGUUCAAACCGGACCGAUUUUUGCAGCAUAACAAGUCCACAAAACUCGAGUAUAGCCCAUGGAGUUGA
Oppia nitens is the source of this 879-nucleotide messenger RNA. RefSeq names its product cytochrome P450 3A6-like. NCBI's taxonomy places the organism in Eukaryota, Metazoa, Arthropoda, Arachnida, Sarcoptiformes, Oppiidae. Gene Ontology annotation, molecular function: oxidoreductase activity, acting on paired donors, with incorporation or reduction of molecular oxygen; heme binding; monooxygenase activity. The coding region runs from base 1 to 879 and encodes 292 amino acids. The record is from RefSeq and is a predicted model, not a curated record. The transcript has 3 exons.